AGAGACCAGGAUGAGUUACGCGGAGAAGCCCGACGAGAUCACGAAGGACGAGUGGAUGGAGAAGCUCAACAACUUGCACGUCCAGCGCGCGGACAUGAACCGCCUCAUCAUGAACUACCUGGUCACAGAAGGCUUCAAAGAAGCAGCAGAGAAGUUCCGUAUGGAGUCCGGAAUCGAGCCCAGCGUGGAUCUGGAGACGCUGGAUGAGCGCAUCAAGAUCCGGGAGAUGAUCCUCAAAGGCCACAUUCAGGAGGCCAUCGCCCUGGUCAACAGUCUCCACCCCGAGCUCCUGGACACAAACCGCUACCUGUAUUUCCACCUGCAACAGCAGCACCUGAUCGAGCUGAUCCGCCAGCGGGAGACGGAGGCGGCGCUGGAGUUCGCCCAGACCCAGCUGGCGGAGCAGGGCGAGGAGAGCAGGGAGUGCCUGACGGAGAUGGAGCGCACGCUGGCGCUGCUGGCCUUCGACAACCCCGAGGAGUCGCCCUUCGGGGACCUCCUGAACAUGAUGCAGCGGCAGAAGGUGUGGAGCGAGGUGAACCAGGCCGUGCUGGACUACGAGAACCGGGAGUCAACACCCAAGCUGGCUAAGCUGCUGAAGCUCCUCCUCUGGGCUCAGAAUGAGCUGGACCAGAAGAAAGUGAAAUACCCCAAAAUGACAGACCUCAGCAGGGGUGUGAUCGAGGAGCCCAAGUAGCCGCGUGCCGGAGCCAGGCGCAGACUGCUCCCCUUCCUUUCCUUCUUUCUCUCGGCCCGGAUCCUCUUUGAAGGGAGCCACGACCCCGGUGGGCGCUGGGAAAUGGACGCCGGAAGUUUGCUGGAGACUGCCUGGCCGCUCCAUGCCAGGGCUGGGAGCUGCGGCGCCGGGCGCCCAGGGUGCCCGCUUCGACCCCGAGCACUGGUCCUGACCUUGCUUUCUGCGCAUGGGCAGACAGCGCCUCCCUCCGUGCGUCUCCUCGGCUGGUUUGCUCUUUGUUUCCUGGGAAAGACUAUCCGUGUUGGAUCUGCUGUGAGGACUCCGUGUGUGGCUGCGUUUGACUGUCCCCUUGGGUCUGGGCUGAGUGGCUUGGGAAAUGAGUGAGACAAGUGGGCUGUGUGGGAUUUUUCAUUUUUAAAUAGAUAUUUUGGUGCUGUAUGUGGUGAGAGACUUUCCUAUUGGAUCACGGAACCAUCUCUUCUCAGCAGUUUUGUUGAAAAUAAAGGUUUCUCUU
Molecule: messenger RNA, 1211 nt
Organism: Sorex fumeus (smoky shrew)
Lineage: Eukaryota; Metazoa; Chordata; Mammalia; Eulipotyphla; Soricidae
Gene: GID8
Product: GID complex subunit 8 homolog
Exons: 4
Coding region: 11-697 (228 amino acids)
Biological process (GO): proteasome-mediated ubiquitin-dependent protein catabolic process; positive regulation of canonical Wnt signaling pathway
Cellular component (GO): cytoplasm; nucleus
Molecular function (GO): protein binding
Source: RefSeq, a predicted model, not a curated record